AUGUGUUUAACAUUUAGCAAGGUUGAGAAAAAUAAAAAUAUUUUAUUAAAACUAAAUAAAGAAGAGGUACCUCAAACAGAAUUUGGUCCACCAAGAUGUGUUGGCUAUUUUAGUAAUGGUGAAGGUUCAUGGUCUCCAGAUGCUUCACAAUUAAGCUACUUUUACCCACUUGAAUUAUCAAACAUACAUAUUGAUUUAAAUCAUGGAAUUGAAACGAUUGAGCCAGAUUUCAUAAUGACACGUUCACAAUUGAGAAAAAUUAUGAUUGCAAUUUAUGAUGAAAAAGCAAGGUGGAUAAUUCGUGCUGUAAAAUUUAGAGGUACAAUUUAUCUAUGUCCUCUUGAUACUGAAGAGAAUAAAAGAUGGGCAUCAAAUAUACCUCACCGACAGAAAGAACAUAUGCUCUGGGGAUAUAAUUUUGAAAAAUUUAUUUUUACCUCUGAUCCUCAGCAACCACCUGACUUGUCACAAGCAGUAAAUACAGCUGAAACAUUUAAUUGUAUGUUUCAAGCUAAUUUAAAUAAUAAAUUGUUAAUGUACAGUGCUGAAAUUGAUGGAGUUAUAUCAGAUAAAAAAUAUGAUGAACCAUUGCCUCUUGAUGAUUUAAAAUUCAUUGAAGCUAAAACAAUUAAAUAUCAACUACCUAACAAUUCAGAAUUAAAAUUUUUAAACUGGUGGUGCCAAAGUUAUACAGCUGGAAUUGAAAAUAUCAUUUGUGCAUUUACCAAUUGUAAGGGUUUAUUGGAACACUGA
Molecule: messenger RNA, 753 nt
Organism: Aphidius gifuensis
Lineage: Eukaryota; Metazoa; Arthropoda; Insecta; Hymenoptera; Braconidae
Product: decapping nuclease DXO homolog
Exons: 4
Coding region: 1-753 (250 amino acids)
Biological process (GO): NAD-cap decapping; nuclear-transcribed mRNA catabolic process
Cellular component (GO): cytosol; nucleus
Molecular function (GO): mRNA 5'-diphosphatase activity
Source: RefSeq, a predicted model, not a curated record